Messenger RNA from Ostrea edulis (European flat oyster), 1183 nucleotides. RefSeq names its product pre-mRNA-splicing factor syf2-like. Gene Ontology annotation, cellular component: catalytic step 2 spliceosome; post-mRNA release spliceosomal complex; Prp19 complex. The record is from RefSeq and is a predicted model, not a curated record. Bases 16 to 399 code for a protein of 127 amino acids. NCBI's taxonomy places the organism in Eukaryota, Metazoa, Mollusca, Bivalvia, Ostreida, Ostreidae. The transcript is spliced from 3 exons.
UUACUACCAGUAUAUAUGACGUGUAGACUCUUUAAUUCUGUAGAUUAUGAAGCUGCCACAUUCCGCCAGUAUCAGAGGUUAACUAAGGAAAUGAAGCCGGAUAUGAAUAACUACAACCAGCAAAAAGAGAAAAUAGGUGAAUAUUUUUAUGCCACACGCGAUACUCUGGACAUGAACCAGUGGAAGGAUAAACCCGAGUUUGUUGAUAGGAUGGUGGAAGACCUGGAGAAACAAGUCAAGAAGAGAGAGAAAUACAGUCGUCGUAGAACUUUCGAUGAAGAUGCUGAUAUUGACUACAUCAACGAACGUAAUAUGAAAUUCAACAAGAAACUGGAACGCUUUUAUGGAACUUACACGGCAGAAAUUAAACAGAACUUGGAGAGAGGAACAGCGGUGUAGAUAUCGCUAUAAACAUCCAGAUGCGUGCUGCAUCUGUGUCCAAAUUGAUUUGAAUGAGUCUCCUUUUUGCGGAUUUCAGGCUGAAUAUUCAUUUCUAUUUGAUAGACAAGGAGGAAGUUAAAUCAUACAUUGUUUAAGCCAUUAUUGAUCAGAGAUAAAAGUCGGAGGUGAUUUUGAAGUUAAUGUAAAUGUGAUAGGCAUGUUCAUUGCAGGUGGAGUUUGUUUUGGAAUUUCCAGUGUGUCAUUAUAUACUGUUUAGGAACAUGUAUUAUCAUUCGAUGUUCGAUUAUGUCUAUGGAAUUCAAAAAUGCAUACAUACAUGUACAUGACUAAAUAGAAAUGUACAUACACUGUAUAAAUAUACAUGUACAUGUACCUGUUUGUGUUUACUUCAAAAUGUAAAUAAUAUUUUGGAAUUUGAGGUUCUGUAUUAUAGAUCAAUGAAUCCAUACAUGCUCACUUGUUUUUAUUUCUUAAAUGAAAUAAUUUUUAUUUAUAUAAUAUUGUAUCUAUCCAUUGAUUUUUUAAAAUUAUAACAAUAUACUGCACCUUUAAUUCUUUGGGGGAAGCAUGUGUCUGUUAUGGAUAGAUUUGCUAAGUAUUUUUGUUUCCAUAUUAUGGUAAGUCUAAAGACUACUUCGUCAUAGUCUUAUGGUGUGAUGAUUUACAAAUCAUUUUCAAAAAAGAUGCAGCAUUGUAUUUUAUUUGGCAAAUUUAGAAUUGAGUUGUAAUACAUCUAGAAUGUGUAUUGAGUUGGUUUUUUUUUUUUUUUUUUUUUUUUUUU